Messenger RNA from Geodia barretti, 1872 nucleotides. Lineage: Eukaryota; Metazoa; Porifera; Demospongiae; Tetractinellida; Geodiidae. The record is from the annotation of a GenBank genome assembly.
AUGGUAUCCAUAACCGGCGUCAUUCCCCGCCCCACUGGCUAUACAGGCUUGUGGAGUUGGCUGACCACCGUAGACCACAAGCGCAUCGGAGCGCUGUACGGUUUUUCCGCGUUCUUCUUCUUCGUGAUCGGCGGAAUUGAAGCCGGGAUCAUGCGGCUGCAGCUGGUCACGUCCGACAGCUCGCUCGUGUCGGCAGACUGGUUCAACGCCAUGUUUACCAUGCACGGCACGACCAUGAUCUUCAUGGUGAUCAUGCCCUUUGGAGCCACGUUCUUCAAUUUCCUGGUGCCGCUGAUGAUCGGCGCCCGGGACGUGGCGUUCCCUCGCCUCAACGCUUUUUCCUACUGGACAUUCCUGUUCGGCGCGUUGUUGAUGCACGCCGGCUUCCUCAUUGGACAGGUGCCUGAUGCCGGCUGGUUCUCCUAUGCGAACCUGACCGCCGCGCCUUUCAGCGAAGGCAAGGGCCUGGACUUCUGGGCGUUGAGCCUGCAGGUGCUCGGCAUCGCCUCGCUGGCCGCCGGGUUCAACUUCGUGGUCACCAUCAUCAACAUGCGGGCUCCCGGGAUGUCGAUGAUGCGUAUGCCCGUUUUCAUCUGGAUGACCCUGGUGACCAGCAUCCUGCUGGUGCUGGCCUUCCCGAUAAUUACCGUCGCGUUGAUUGAGCUGACUGCUGACCGGCAGUUCGGCGCCAACUUCUUCAACACCGCCGCCGGCGGCGACCCGAUCCUCUGGCAGCACCUUUUCUGGCUCUUCGGUCAUCCUGAGGUGUAUAUCCUCAUUCUGCCGGCCAUGGGGGUUGUUUCCGAAAUCAUCCCCACCUUCAGCCGCAAGCCGCUGUUCGGCUACCCCGUUAUCGUCUUCUCCGGCAUCGUCAUCGCCAUCAUGAGCUGGGCGGUAUGGAGCCACCACAUGUUCACGGUUGGCCUGGGGGCCAUCGCCAAUUCGGUGUUCACCAUUACCACGAUGCUGAUCGCGGUGCCUACCGGCGUGAAGAUCUUCAACUGGAUCGCCACGAUGUGGAAUGGGUCAAUCGACCUGAAGACGCCGAUGCUGAUGGCCAUUGGGUUCGUGGCGCUGUUCAUCGUGGGCGGUCUGUCCGGCGUGUCGCACGCGGUCUCCCCGUCCGACUUCCAGCAGCAGGACACCUACUACAUCGUCGCGCAUAUCCACUACGUGCUGUUCGGUGGCGCCAUCUUCGGCAUCUUCGCCGGCAUCUACUACUGGUACCCGAAGAUAACCGGCAAGAUGUACAACGAAAUGUUGGGCAAGGUUCACUUCUGGUUGAUGUUCGUCGGCAUGAACCUGACGUUCUUCCCCAUGCACUACGCCGGGCUGAACGGGAUGCCACGCCGCAUCUACACCUAUGCCGAAGGAUUUGGCUGGGAAGGGAUGAACCUGCUCGCGACGAUUGGAUACUUCGUAAUCGUCAUUUCACUGCUGAUCUUCAUUCACAAUUUCUUCCGCAGCAUCAAGAAGGGUGCGGAAGCUGGCCAUGACCCGUGGGACGCUCCCACACUGGAAUGGAGCAUUUCCUCCCCGCCGCCGGUUUACAACUUCGCGGAAGUGCCGGUGGUGCGAGGUCAGGAUGCCUACUGGAUCACCAAACGCGAGGCUGCAGCUCGUGGCGAAACCGUGCCUGCCGAACCGCACGUGGACCCCAGCACCAUCCACAUGCCGAGCCCUUCCUACUGGCCGCUGAUCACGUCCUUUGGCGUGGUGUGGAUCGCGGGCGGCUUGCUCAUCGACGUGGGCUGGGACUACAUCCGAUUCCCCAUCAGUUUCGUCGGGGGCCUCAUCACGAUCAUAGGUGUCAUCGGUUGGUCCAACGAGCCGGCUGCUGAGGAACACCACGAAGCGGCCGAGCAACACUAG